AUGUCUGGGCGCGUCCUCAAAUCGGUUGCCUUAUUACUGUCGCUUUCAGAUUCCGAGGAAGCUAUGGGCCUCUGCGAUUCAUCCUCACUCAGACGGUCCCGUAGUUAUUCGAAUUUGGUUAUCGAUGUCCCCUUGACUCAUUGUCAUUCCAGUUCGUGGCUAUCGAAUCAGUCAGCCACUUCUUUCACGCGAACUUUGAUGACCAGUAAAAUGCGCCUGUUAUCUCAGCUCGCAAUGUUUUUCCUCAAUGAGAACGACGCGAAGCAUACUGUCCAUGACGACACGCGAAUCAGCACCUAUCCGGAUGCGACAAAACAUCUCCUUUCGCUAUGCCAGCGUCUUCGAAUCCCAUGUAAAUUUAUUGAUCGACCACCACGUCAACAAUGGCUGGGAGAGAAUGAUAGAAAGAGCGAGGCUUCGGACACCCAUCAACACAAUACCAUUCUGGUCAUCGGAGAACCGGCACUCAGCACGUCCGGGUCUGAUACACCAUCUUUUCAGAAUAAUAUUGUGGUUCAGGCGCUCGGUUUUAACAUGCUGUCUGCACGCCAACGUGCUUCUUUAGCGGCCUUCCGGCAGUUGGCGGAGUUGAAAUCGCAUUUCAAGUAA
Messenger RNA from Dicrocoelium dendriticum, 609 nucleotides. NCBI's taxonomy places the organism in Eukaryota, Metazoa, Platyhelminthes, Trematoda, Plagiorchiida, Dicrocoeliidae. The record is from the annotation of a GenBank genome assembly.